Molecule: messenger RNA, 3702 nt
Organism: Conger conger (European conger)
Lineage: Eukaryota; Metazoa; Chordata; Actinopteri; Anguilliformes; Congridae
Gene: dixdc1a
Product: DIX domain containing 1a
Exons: 15
Coding region: 241-1593 (450 amino acids)
Biological process (GO): canonical Wnt signaling pathway
Cellular component (GO): cytosol
Source: RefSeq, a predicted model, not a curated record
CAGGUUCUCCGACAUGUCGCCAGGCGGGGGCUGCGUUUAAACGGUCUGCUCCUGUCUGAGACGCAAGUGGAGUGGACACCUCUCUCCACCCUUAUCCUCCAUCCAGUGACGCUGCCUACUCCACCCCGUCCCAACCCCGCACACCCCCGUAGAAUGUGUAUUGGGGAUGUCACCGACUGAAGACCAAGGCUCACCACUCUGGCCAAGCCAGAGUACUGGAGCACAGUAGGGGCUGGAAGGAUGGGAGCUAAACAGAUGAAAUGUUGCUUUUUUUUUGGGUGCCGAUCCAGUCUCAGCUCGAACAGCCCGACGCACGCAAACAAAGCAGAGUCCCUCCCCGGCCAAUCAGAAGACAAAAGGGAGUGCGUGGAUGACCAACCGAAAGAGAGACUGAGCACAUCAUGCACAGGGGAUGAGGACAAGCCCUUCUUGCAUGGGCAGGGGGAUGUGCCAGUGCAUGCUGGGUCAGUGCGGCGUGGCAGAUGGGAGGAACAACUAUGUGAGCAACAGGAGCAGCUACAGAAAGAGAUGUAUGAGGCCAGAAAGAUGGUGUCCAGCUUACAGGCUUUGCUGCUUCACGGCUCUCUUCCUGAAGAUGAACAGGAGGUUGCUGUGAGUGUGGGGGAGGGGAUGGAGAACACCGAACAGCAGCUGGUCAUACUCCGCAGUCAUCUGGACCAGAGUGUGGAGGAGGCCCAGGACCUGAAGAAAGAACUGCUGCGGUCUAAGCAGGAGAUGUUCAGCCUGCAGGGAAUGAAGGACGCCCUGCAGCUGCGCCUGUCUGCACAGGAGGCGUCUGCGUUGCAGCUGAAGCAGGAGCUGCUGCAGUCCAGCCUCGCCAGAGACCAGCUGACCACGCAGAACGAGGAACUGCAGAGGAGACUGGAGGAGAUGAGCAGCAUGUUGAAUGAGUACAAAAAGGACAUUGGACAGAAGGACAGACUGCUCCUGCAACAUAAAUCAAAGCUGGACGAAGCGCUGUGCACAGAAGCCGAGAACAGCAGUCAGAAGCUCUCUGAGUCUCAGAAUAAUGGCUACCCCUACACAGUGGACAGGGCCCCGUCAGCACUGUCAGACGAGCUGCCACACAUCCGGGAUGCCCUCCGAAGUUUGAGGAACAGUUUCAGUGGUCACGACCCCCAGCACCACACCAUUGACACCCUAGAGCAGAGUGUGGCCAACAUCAUGGAUCGCCUUCAUGACCUGAACACACGCCGACCAGAAAGAGAGGGGCGAGGCAGGUCUCCAGGACAAAAAGCGAAUCACACCGACCGUGACUCCUGGCCACUCAAAACAGUUCAGUCCCUCAGCAGUGCUGUGCUGGACCCAGCUGACUCCACCAAAGUGCUGUACUUCACUGACCGCUCACUCACACCCUUCCUCAUUAACAUCCCCAAAAGGCUGGGUGAGGUGACGCUCAGAGACUUCAAAGUGGCGGUGGACAGAGAGGGCUCCUUCAGGUACCACUUCAAAGCCCAGGACCCCGAGUUCGGCACAGUGAAGGAGGAGGUGUUCCAGGACGAGGCUCCGGUCCCAGGCUGGGAGGGGAAGAUCGUGGCCUGGGUGGAACAGGACCCUGGGGACAGCAGAUAGAGCAGGGUGGGGCAGGACAGGAUGAGAAUGUUUGGAGUCCCACCCCACCCACCCCCCCACCACUAGCACUCAGCAUGUCACCUCCCUGGCUGCGGACCCUGGAGCUCACAGGUUCUGCUCCCUCAAGCUCCCUCAAGCCUGGAGUGGGAAGAGGAGAAAUUGUUUUUUUUUUGUGGGUUUCAGGAUGAAUUUCUGGUUAUAGCUUGGUCAAAGUUAGCCUUAGCGGCUCUGCGGAUGAAAACAGAAAGUUAGGAGUGGUGGUAACUGGAACAAUUUUCCUUCUCAUCUAAAUCCUCUCACCGUCCAACCGAGUGGAACUCUAUCUGCCGUGGCCGCAGGGAUGAAAGACAGUGAUGCGCUGGGUGCCAAGGGUUGGGUCCCAGGAAGGAGUUUAUGCUCAACAUCACACGUUCCUCUCCAUUUCCCCUUUUCCCACCACAGAGAAAAGACCUCGCUCUUACACUUUCUGAAUUUGUGCCAAAUCCUCAAGGUUUCCUAUGCUCUUUUUAAGUCUCCUUAUGAAUAUGGUUAUAAAAAUUGUGAUGCCAGAAUAUAUAUUUUCUUAACACGGUUCUCACAGGACUUAUUGUCAGACAGUACAUUAGGCCUCCUUUUAGAUACUUGUGAGGAAAACUUUCGAUAAAUAUUGUGAACACAUUUUUAAAUUGAAUAAGCAGGUACAUUGUGCUAUGGUGAUUUAACUACGAGAAAUUAUUGAAACGCAGUCAGUAGGUAGCAGUCUUGGUCAGAAAGAGCUUAGUCCCUAGAUAGCAAGGUAGGAAAAGUGUAAUGUGACAGAGCGUGCUGUGAACACUGCAGUAUUGCUCUAGAAAUGUGCCUCCAAGGCCUGCUGGCCCAACAGGAAGUAUAGUAUGGUAUAUUUUUGAUGGAUUGUAUAUAUGCCGACAUUGUGAGGUUUUUACCCAAGUCAGGUUGAAAAAUUGAAUGAAUUGAAAGCACAGCUUAUUCAAUAACCAGGCACAUGCUGAUCAUUGAAUAAUUGUUUGACUAGGCCAAAAGUACCCUACAGUACAUUUAAGAGCCAAUCGCACAAUGCUGCCUUCAGUGAAGGAUACACUGAUGUUUAAUUGCCGGAAGAUCUGACAGGAAGGAUUUCCAGGAUUUUCAGGCAUCCCAAAACAUUUUCAGGAUGCCUCCUGGACUAUAAUGAUGUUACACAAAACUGUUGAAGGGUUGUAUUGUUGAACAGUUUGGAUCAAAUGGAAUUCAAUUCACAGCAAGCUCCACAGAAUGCAUUACUUGUUCUACAUUUCAAGUCAGAAGGUUCUUUUCCUUGGAAACAGCCAUCAAUGGCUGUCACUGUCAAACUACAUGUGAAGGCACACUAGCUAGGUAUAAAUACCAUCUGGCAACGGAAGUUAAAACUAAGUCGUUUUUGUAAUGAAAUGUGAAUUUUGUGAAUGGGUGUGAAACAUAUCUGGCCAAGUGGCCUUUUCUGGUUAAGUAUUUUUAUUGGAAAAGUGAGCAGACAUUAGUGAAAGGCUUCAACUUACCUGGUUGUGUCUAAGGGAGGAAACCGUUUACAGCGCACCUUCCUGGUAUCUUGCACGGUUACAAGGGAGUAGUUCUGUUUGAAAUGGCACAUUUGAUUCCACUAGGUCCAGCUUCUGUCAGUGGAAAAGUCUGUACUGAACUGUGUAUCUGCGAGGAGAUGUGCCCUCAUGCCCUUUCGCAAUAGGAUGACAAAAUGGCUCAUUGAUUCUAUGUAGGCUAACAUCUGACAUCUUGUCAUGUUAAUGCUCGCAUGACCUUUUCUCCUCAUGGUCUGUCAGAGCAUCUAGACACCUCACUGAAGCAUACUGUGAAUUAAUCUCUUACCCCACUGCAGAGAGACAGACAGACAGACAGGGAAAGAUUAUGAAAGAGGGGAGAGGACAGUUUUGACAGUCUUUGGGCAAAGAGAAAGGAUUCCUUUUUCAAAACAGGUUUUGGACUGACUGCAAUUAUUUGAACUCACCAAAUGUCUUUGAAAUCAAAUGUUUUGUCUAUUUGUAAAAAGUUAUGAAAACUAUAUUGUUAAAAAGGAUUGUGGCUUCCUUCACCCUUUUUUUGAAUGUAAAAAUAAAUUGUACUCUGUAAUCCCCAAAA